CAACCAUCUCUGAUCUCGACUGCGUUCCGACAGUUCUCGGAGACGGCACGCAGCGCGAUCAGCUCGACGCUGUUCGGCAUCGUCGUCAAUAACGCUGACCGCAAGGCGGUGCACGCUAAUCCUAGUCAGGCGGCAGGGAUAUUUGGCUUUGCAUCGCACACGGCUUGAUUCUUACACACUUGCCAAUAUCCCAUUGCUAUCUUCCUGUUCAUUUCAAGCACUGCUGCAUACCACGAGACACCAUGCCUGACGGCUACGACUACCUCUUCAAGCUGCUGCUCAUCGGUGAUUCUGGCGUCGGGAAAUCCUGUUUGCUACUACGAUUUGCCGAGGAUGCGUUCACAGACAGCUACUUGAGUACGAUUGGCGUCGACUUCAAGAUUCGUACGAUUGACUUCGAAGGGAAAACGAUAAAGCUGCAGAUCUGGGACACAGCAGGCCAAGAACGCUUUCGUACAAUUGCCGCCGCAUACUACCGAGGGGCACACGGUAUCAUCGUCGUGUACGAUGUGACAGACGGCGAGUCGUUCCAGAAUGUGAAGGGCUGGUUGCAGGAGAUUGAGCGAUAUGGGUCUGAGACCGUGAAGAAGCUCCUCAUAGGUAACAAGUCUGAUCUCGCUGAACGGAGGGUCGUCGAAUACGAUGCAGCGAAGGAAUUCGCUGAUCAGCUAGAAAUCCCAUUCGUGGAGACCUCUGCAAAGACAUCGACGAAUGUCGAAGAAGCUUUCCUAACCAUGUCGAAACAAAUUAAGGAUAGCCUGGACACGCCUUCCGAGACUGCCGGCGGAUCCAAGGCAGGCGUGAUUACACCGGGACGAAGCCUAGAUGACCACAAUUCAGGAGGAUGCAGCUGUUAACACGGCGCAUUCCCGCCUGCAAUAUCUCAAGCUUCAUACCACAAUCCACAGAUGCCAGGGAUGCGGAAUGAGGAGUGCUUGCAUGUGCACAUGUCACCUAUUUAGAUCGCUUUAUAUCAUGAUUGCUAUAUUCCUGCGGAUUAGUAUACUGUAUGCAUACCAUUUCUAGAUACCUCAAUGCAUUGUCCAUGGACACCGCCAUCUUGGCACGGCUUCGCUGUGGCCAUUUGGUGCGAAUAUAUAUUGUCAUCCCUCUCGUGC
Molecule: messenger RNA, 1118 nt
Organism: Laetiporus sulphureus 93-53
Lineage: Eukaryota; Fungi; Basidiomycota; Agaricomycetes; Polyporales; Laetiporaceae
Product: GTP-binding protein ypt1
Exons: 7
Coding region: 243-857 (204 amino acids)
Biological process (GO): protein secretion; regulation of exocytosis
Molecular function (GO): GTPase activity; GTP binding
Source: RefSeq, a predicted model, not a curated record